AUGGUCCCGGUCUCAAAAGAUAUAGAGGCGAUAAGCAGGUUACCUCGACUGUGGCAUUCUGGCCUGACGAAGUUGCAAUAUUCGACAUUCUUCCAAAUCUGUCGCUCACAAUACAUUGGAUUCAAUUUGAAAGACCGAAGCGGUGUUUUGCUUUGCCCGAUGGACAGCUGCCGCAGGGAAUAUUUAGGGAUGAUAGCAAUCUCUGAAACGCUGGAGAAGGCGAUCAAAAUGUUUGGUGAAACAUUGAAGGCGUUGCACUAUGAAAUUUCCUCUCCGAAAACACUGACAGGCAAUAACUUCCAGGCGGACGAAGACUUAGGGUCAAAAGUGAAACACAUUCCCCAUCAACUUUCUUAAGCGGCAUAUUAUUAGUGGGCAAUGUUUCGAUCAGCUGCAAGUGUACUUCCAGAUGGUGAACACAGAUGGGAGCGUUUACAGCAUUCCACACUGCGGAUACAAUAAGACCAAACAAAUUGAC
Molecule: messenger RNA, 478 nt
Organism: Dicrocoelium dendriticum
Lineage: Eukaryota; Metazoa; Platyhelminthes; Trematoda; Plagiorchiida; Dicrocoeliidae
Source: the annotation of a GenBank genome assembly